Molecule: messenger RNA, 1260 nt
Organism: Aspergillus nomiae NRRL 13137
Lineage: Eukaryota; Fungi; Ascomycota; Eurotiomycetes; Eurotiales; Aspergillaceae
Exons: 2
Coding region: 444-992 (182 amino acids)
Source: RefSeq, a predicted model, not a curated record
GCUUCGACUCCUUCUUCGUCUUCUUCUUUAUUUUGUUCAGGAAGACAGAUCGAUCAAAGACUUGGUCUCGCUCCACAUUCCCCAGCGUCUAUUGUGUCUAUUUUUGGGUUGAAUGAACAUUACCGGGCCAUUCAGGGAGUGUUGAUUGUUCCAUGACUCCGUUUAAGCUCAGACAUUGGUGACUCAACCCCCCAAGGCCUCCUUCCUCGCGCAGGGUCCCUGUUCUCCAUCCAACUCCGGUCCCUCGGGCUACCUCUCACCCUUAAUAAUCCCUUCCACCUCGUUCUUGCCUCUUCUGCUAAGUGGUGGCAAUUACCUCCACCAUCCCGUUUGACAGCUCGAUCUGAGUACCCUUAUAUCAACCUCAUCCUAUCGGUUCACUCGCGUCUCCUUCUCCAUACUGUCGUCAUCAGUCAUUUAUAUCUCAUUGAAAAACAGUCAUCAUGUCUGACUCCAUCGAUCUUCGUCAUAACGGUACCGCGGCCAAAAGGGUCUAUAACCACAAGUCCAAAUGGGCCUACGGUGGCCGAGCGGCGCUCCCGCAUCACGAGGUCUCUCUGUCUGACCCAGUGACUCGUCCAGCGGCGCCUCAGAGUCACUCCCUGAAGUAUUCCCGUCUCUUGCAGCUCGACCGAAAGGCCAAGUCCAACCAGCUGGCUACCACCGCCAAGUUCACCCUGCGACACGACAUUCGGGAGGCCCUUGACAGCGGCCCAUCCGACUCCUCCGCGGCGGAAGACGUUGAUGAACCCUCAGCCGCAAAGGAUCUUCCAGGACACCUUCAGGAGGAAGCUCUGUUCGAGCCAUACCAAGUGUCGGGACAGACAAUUCUCUCUGAUGCGAUAAGCAAGGCAGUAGAGAAAUUCGAGACACGAGAAACCGAGAAGCUUGUCAAGGAAUACGAAAUCAUCACCCGGGAGGGUGAGAUUGCUACGGGCUACCUCGCCGAUGAUGAUUUCGAGUUAGUCGACCAUGAUCACGCAAAGCUGUGAAUGUCCUGAUGUUGUAUACUUGUCUUGUUUCUGUCUUGCGAUACUUCUUAGGCCCACAAGCCUCGGUUAUGGAGUUGAUUAGAAUUCGCCCUUUUCUCCUCGGUGGUUGUUUCAUUAUCUUCUCGGCGCAGUCGUUCUUCUACCCAAGAUUUUUGCUUUUGUACUUUUGGCACCAGUGAUGAUGGGUUACGACCUAGAUCCUACUUUUAGACUGUUUAUACUCAUACCCUCAGUUUGAUAUUUUGAUAUUCUAUUCGUGUGAAUACGU